GCUGUGAUUUGUAAUUGCACCAUCUCCCCCCCACGAUGCCGUCCACGGCCCAGAACACGCUGCCCCUGCCGUAUGCGCAGGUGGCGGCACAGCCAAGGCGAGAGCAGAGACAGCCCACACGAACAUCCAAGCUCGGCAGCAAGCUCAAGGUCCUCCCGACCCAGCCAGAGACCCCCACCAUCCCAGAGGAGGAAGAGGACGACGAUGGGACAGGCCGCGCACUUGCCGAUCACGACGAGUCUGAAGGCGUCGAGUUCUACACGCCCAUCUCCCAGAUCCCAAAGGGCACAGCCCGUCGAGACGCCCAGCGUCUCACCAAGUCCGAAAAAGCCAAGCUCCCGCGGGUGACAGCGUACUGUACCGCAGCCACGUACAACCUGCAGGCGAUGCAAGCCUACCUCGCCUCCCGCCCGGCAUACCACCGCACCCACCCGCGCAUGUUCGACACCGAAUGUCUACACACGCCAUACCUGCCCCCUCCCACCCUGGGCCCGCACGGCAUGUCAGCCCAUAGAAAUUCUCCGAGGCUGAAACCUGUCUCUGGAGCUGGUCAUGUACCAGAAGGGGAUUUGCUCAAUUUAGGGAAUGACUAUUCAUCAACGGCUCAUAAACGUGCCAGCUCGCCAAGCCGAUCUAACCAGAACCAAAACCAAAACGAGGUAAAGCGCCAACCGGGGUUCUCUAAACGACCCGGUAGCGGGCGCAAGAAAUCCUCUUCUGGGUCAACGUCCAAAGACACCGGCGCGGAUGGGAUGACGGAUAGUGAGAGGGAAGAGGAUGAUGACUUUGAAGACGAAUGGAUCCCGGACGUGUUCCUGUUCGAGUAUGGGUGCGUCGUGCUUUGGGGAAUGACGGAAAGGGAGGAGAAAAAGUUCUUGGCUAGCAUAAAGAGGUUUGAAAUUGAGAGAUUAUCAGCCGAAGACGUCGAGAUGGAGGACCUCAAUUUUUACUAUGCCGAUUACUCUCGUAUAUACAACGACGUAAUCACGUUGCGUAAAGGAUCUUCCUACAUGACAAAACUCUCCCUUUCACAUGCGCUCUCCCAAUCCGUCAAGAUAUCACUAUUCGAAGAACUCAUCAUGGGUACGAUCGAGCAAACGAAAGAUAUCCCCAAGAGCCUUUCCGAAACUGGAAAAAUUGGCUUGCCAAGAAGUGAGAUUAUGAAGCAGAUCGGAAACCUUUUCAUUCUGCGUAUCAAUAUCAACCUCGUCGGGUCUAUCCUCGAUUCUCCCGAAUUCUUCUGGACAUUCCCCGACCUCGAACCACUCUACAACGCCGCCCGGUCAUACCUCGAAAUCGGCCAACGUGUCGAACUCUUAAACGCCCGUGUAGAUGUUUUGCAGGAUAUGCUCAAGUUGUUGAAGGAGAGUGUGAAUUCGAGUCAUGGAGAGAGGUUGGAGGCUAUUGUCAUUUUCUUAAUUGGAAUUGAGAUUGUCCUCGGUAUCAUCACCAUUCUUGUCGAUCUCAGUUUCUCGUAGAAAUCCCGACGACUCAAAAAAUCGACAUCGAGUCGAAACUGAGUCGAGAUCAAGAUUGCGUCAAGAAGCCCAGAUCUGUAACAAAUGAAAAGGUUUGAGCAAGGACGGACAGCUAGGGAAGGGGCAGUGUAAAUGCAGUUAAAUAGAUGCUGAUACAGCGAAGC
Cryptococcus deneoformans JEC21 is the source of this 1642-nucleotide messenger RNA. RefSeq names its product cytoplasm protein, putative. The record is from RefSeq and is a predicted model, not a curated record. The coding region runs from base 36 to 1478 and encodes 480 amino acids. NCBI's taxonomy places the organism in Eukaryota, Fungi, Basidiomycota, Tremellomycetes, Tremellales, Cryptococcaceae. The transcript has 11 exons.